This is a messenger RNA of Sugiyamaella lignohabitans, 789 nucleotides long. It is a transcript of the gene ELP6, whose product is annotated as Elongator subunit ELP6. NCBI's taxonomy places the organism in Eukaryota, Fungi, Ascomycota, Dipodascomycetes, Dipodascales, Trichomonascaceae. The record is from RefSeq and is a predicted model, not a curated record. Gene Ontology annotation, biological process: tRNA wobble uridine modification. The transcript has a single exon. Gene Ontology annotation, cellular component: elongator holoenzyme complex. Bases 1 to 789 code for a protein of 262 amino acids.
AUGGCCCAAAAAUUCUUGUCAGUUCGAGAUUUGGCAUUUUUUGAAGAUGGAAGCAUUGAACUGAGUUCGGGAGAAGGCUCUGAUUUAUGCCUGGUAACUUCGAGUCUCGAGGUUGCUCCAACCUGGCUUGUCGAUACUGUGUGUGGUAGGCACGUAAGCAACAAAACCAGCCCAACCGUGCUCAUUACCUUUACAGAACGGUCGAAUAUUCAUAUCAAAGGAAUAAAGCGAUAUUCAGGUUCAGAUGUUUCCCAUGUCCCUAAAUCUGUAUUUUCAAUUGUUGAUCUUUCAAGCAGUUUGUUUGCAAAUGGCAGCAAGACUAGUGGUGACAAGUUUGUGCCAACUAAUCUAGACAGUCUAGUUGAGAUAGUUGCAAAGUCUAUCACCACCUCCAGAGGGGCACAGGAUGGAUCUCAACUAAAACCUCUGAUUAUCAUCGAAGAACCAGACGUCUUACUUGCUACCGGUCUCUAUACAUGGGAUCAAGUAAGCCGAUUCAUUUAUGACUUGCGUCAGCUAAGCUCUCAAACAUUUGUAUUUGCUAAUGCUGAUGAACCACUUAUUCAGCCAGUGUCUCCAAUUGGAGAAAACCAAGUCAAAUUCUUAACACAAUUGAUUCAUACCUCGAGUUUACUGAUAUCAUUGCGUCCAUUUGAAACAGGUCGGGCUGAUGAUGUUACGGGUAUCUUUCGAAUCACUCGUGGACCUCGUGUCAACGAAACAAAGGUCGUUGUCGAAAACGAGUAUCUUUACCAUGUAUCUGAUACAGUCAAGCUUAUGUACCGCUAG